Molecule: messenger RNA, 2982 nt
Organism: Phytomonas sp. Hart1
Lineage: Eukaryota; Euglenozoa; Kinetoplastea; Trypanosomatida; Trypanosomatidae
Source: the annotation of a GenBank genome assembly
AUGGGUUCAAAUAUACUUUUAACGAAACCGCAUAACCUACGGGGACUCCUAGAACCAGAAAGUGACACUACCUAUGAACUUCUUUUAGAAAAGGCAUACAGAUAUCUUCCUCUCUCUUCGUUAUCCCUUCCUUUGAAACUUAAGGUGACCAAUAAAAGAAAAGAAGCCUUCAAUCAAUAUAAAAACUAUAUCCUCCUUAAAGGGCAUAUGAUCGGAAAUGCGAACGCGGAGGUGGCUUCUUUAUUAGUGAACCGGUUUCGGCCGUGUGGGGCUGGAGCAGGGGUACCUGCCCCGAAUGUGGUGGUCGACGCCUUAGUGAACGUCGUCCCGCUGGCGUCGUGUUCGGCGGCGGAAAGCACCUCCGCGGAGUCGCCCUACGCCAUGGCGCUUGAAAAGAUUGCCCGAAGCGGUCCCCCCUCCGGCAAGGACGCCGUCCCGCUCGACAUGACGGCGUUGGAGGAGCAAAUUCGAAAUGUCGUCUCCUUCCCGGAUCGAUUCGCGUCCUAUUGUGCAUCGCUCGAGGAGAAAAUUGACCGGCAGAUCGACCGCGAUGUUUAUCUCGCGAAACUUUACGACACGUUUUGGUUGUUUUGCCUGUUAAAUCGGCCAUGCGAAGGGACGAUCACCUCAAGUCAGCGGGUAUCGCUUCUCUAUGGCUUCGCCAAAGCGGCUGCGAGUCGGUCGAAUUGUAAGGUGUUGUUUGAACGGCUCUUGGGGAUUCCGCUUGCGCAAAUCGCCGAUGAUAAAUGUCUUUUAAAUCACAUGAUCGUAUUCACCAAAGGCAUCCUUUCUGGUUCGCUGAAUGGUAAGUUUUUCACCAAAACGAAGGCGGUCGCUUCCCAAGGGCAGGCCUUGACCAACAAAGUAAAUAGCUGCUGGGGGCGGUGGAUGGAUUUCCUGCUUUGGAUGGCCACGCAAAAAAGUGAGUGGAAAGCCAUGGUAACGCGACUGUUUCUGGGGAUUGUUUUAGUCGAAGGUGAACAUUCCUGCGAUAGCGCGGAACGCGCGGAGGCCUCGCCGCUUUUUAUCGGGGACGAUCUUGUUCGCACCUUUGUGCGGCAAUUUAUGGUUUGCGAUGCCAUCUCGACCCUGUGCACGCCUCGGGUGGGUUUAAAAUUUAUAUUCGAAACGCUCUUUCCGGCGAUUUGGGCCGCCGGCGAGGCGGCCCGUGGGAUGUUGGCGGAGGCGGAGGACCGCGUGUACCGAGCGUGGGACCGCCCCGACCUCGUCCUCUCGGGAACCCUUCCAAUGAACGAGGCCCUGCUCCAUUCGGUGGUGUAUUUCAUGCAGUUCCGAGCCACGCCGUCCGAGCCGGCGUCCUCGGCGGAAAAACCGAAGCUCCCGCCCGCGAUGUUGUCCUUUUUGCUCAACGGCAUCACCCUUCGCCUGGACAGUGUGCACAAGGCCCUGCAGAAGACGGGGAUGGUCGCGGCCGCGGCCUUCGCGAAGCUUUUUGUCGACUCCGCCGAGGCCGUGGAGGGGCUUUUGCAGAACGAGAUGUUCGCGCGGGCCCUGGAGGAGUGGCGGGAGGGGGAAUCCGGCGCGCUUUGCCCCGCCCCUCGCGCCGGGGCCCCGAAGGCGAGGCCGGCAAAAGUCCUCCAACGCACGGAGGUCGCGCACGGCCUGCGCUACCCCGUCGACCCCGACGCGGCGUAUUUAUUCUUCGCCCUCCCCCACACCGCGAAGGCCGCGCGGGAGGAGGCGGGGGCGGGGGCGCUGGGGGUGGCGAACCCCCCCUGGGGCCCCGACCUCGCCCCUUUCGGCCUUCAAACGCUGCCGGAGGACGAGAGCGACGUGGCGAUUUUGCGGACCUUUCGCGCCGCCUACGAGGCGUUGUUGGGCAUCGGCCGAAGCCCCAACGCGCAGCUCCACGAGGUCCAGCAGUCCAUCGAGGCGGGCCUGGAAGGGAUGGGGAGGGCGCUGGGGCCGAUGAAGGAACGGCGCACGCGGCGGCAGCCGUUGGAUUGCGCGGCCCAGGUCAAUCCCCUCCUCCCGUCACUGAUGCCGACGCUGAUGUUGCUCUCGAUCCACGCCCCUGAUCAAAAGCAGGGGAAUCUUUACCAGAAGCGAUUUCUCGUCGUGGUCGAUCUCAUCGUGAUCGCCCCGCGAGCCGCCUUAAGCCAGCUCAGCACGAUGAUUUACGGAAGUAAUUACGCCAUUUACCAGCGGUCCGAGAUGAUCAAGGCGAUUGGCGAGGCCGCCAAGGUCUUGGCCCAGGUCGAAAUCGAGGAAACGCCCGACGCGGCGCCCGACAAGGCCGAACCCAGGCGUAAACCCAUUUACCCCCCGAUCGACAGCCACCCACUCAAAGCCCGGACCUCCUCCAUGGAAGGGAAGAACACGCGGCGAUGGGGCUAUGCGGUGGAGGGCCGAAAAGCGGCCUGGCGCGAUCGCAAGCGCUAUCACAACCUCCUCGGGGACGACGCGGCGUUCUUCCUCGCCUGCCUCCUCGCUCGGAUGGACCGGGAGCACUUUAAAUUCUUCCAAACAACGGACCCCUACACCCCGUCGGAGGUGCUCCGCAGCCUCGUGGUGAUCUUCCAGUCCCUCACGCGGGUUCGUCACGUGGUGGGGGGCCUUUGCGAGGCGCAUUUGGACUUCUUCCUCGCCGUCGCCCGGCAGCAUCCCCACCUGGAGGUGCGAAAGCAGGGGUGGGUGGUGCUGGGGGAGCUCAUGCGAAGCUGGUGUGGGGCUUUUCCGAUGGUUUCCCUCCUGGACGAUCCCUCCUCCUCCUCCUCCUCUUCUUCCUCCUUUGCCAAAGGUAACGCCCGACGCCCCGCCGGGCAUUCAUCGCUGCUGUUGACGGAAUCGUGGAUGGCGGCGUUAGCCACCCUUCAGUUGAUGUCCGAAGAGGCGCGUAGGAAGGAGGAUCCAUGUUGGGGAAUCGCCGUGAUCACGGUGGCCUCUUUAAAUGAUAUUAUUCAGGAGAAAAGUGAUUUUAAUACACUCCAAUCCUCCGCGGGAAACUACAUCCAGGUCUGA